UGUUUUCGAAUAAUAUUUUGACAGAUCCUUCUUAUGUCAUAAGGAAAAUGGCAAACAUCUAUCAACUUGGAUUUUGUCGGUUAAUUCCGAAAUCGAAAAAGUUUUUAAGUGCAAAACAUUUAACUGUGACAUCAGUUUGUAAUGUAUCUGGGAAGGAAAUGAGAUCUGUAAAUCCGAUUGAAAGGUUUCCUCCUUAUGACUAUAAGAAGAAAGGAUACGGAUUUAUCAAUGCGUUUUUUGAUUACACAACUAAGAGAUUCAAUGAUAACACAAAGGUUAUUACAGUGGAAGGUCCACCAGCUGUUGGCAAAACUGCAUUUGCUAAAGCUUUGGCCGAAGAUUUAGAUAUGAAAUACUUUCCAGCUGUUACUAUGGAUCACUACUAUAUUAAUGAAUAUGGGUAUGAUCUCAGACAACUUGAUGAUAAAUUACCUGAAUCAUGUAAAAGCAUCGAUUUUGAUAAAUUUCAUAAAGAUCCGCAUAAUAGAAAUGUAGCAACAAUGCAAAUUGUGUUAUAUAUGAAAAAAUAUGAACAAUAUCUUGCGGCUCUUGCCCAUUUAUUAAAUACUGGACAAGGAGUUAUUUUAGAGAGAACUUGUUACUCUGAUUUUGUUUUUCUAGAAACCAUGGCUAAGCAUGGCUAUGUUUCGCCAGGAGCUCGUUCAGCAUAUUUUGAAAUAAGAGGCAACACAAUCACAGAAUUGAUGCAACCUCACCUUGUUGUGUAUUUGGAUUGCCCUGUUAAAGAUGUUCAAGAAAAAAUGAAAGCCAGGAAUGAUCCAGCAGAAUCUACUUCCAAAGUUUAUACUGACAAGUAUUUGAAAGACCUAGAAACUGCUUAUAAACAAUCCUUCUUGAAGGAAAUAAGUGUACAUGCUGAGCUUUUAGUUUAUGAUUGGUCAAAAUGUGGAGAGGUUGAAGUUGUAGUUGAAGAUAUUGAAAGAAUAGAUUUCGACAAGUACACAAAAGAGGAUAAAAAGUUAAGAGAUUGGGUGAAACCAAAAGAAUGGGAUUGGAAUAAUGCACGAAUGCUGUAUACUGAUAGAGCCAAUCUGAUGCCAUACUUCAAUAUACCAAUACUUGAUGUCCCAGAAUUAAUCAUACCAGCCGAAGAUGUAAUUGUUAUGGAUGAAGUUUAUGGCGAGGCACCUGGAAUGAAAUAUGAAAAAGGAUUCAAUGCCGAUAUGGGUGAUAGUGGUAUAUGGACAAAAACAUCAUAAAUUUUAUUAUAUAUUUAGAUGAAGGUUCUGUUCAGAUACCAAUCAGAUAAUGUAUAAACCAUA
Ctenocephalides felis (cat flea) is the source of this 1283-nucleotide messenger RNA. RefSeq names its product NADH dehydrogenase [ubiquinone] 1 alpha subcomplex subunit 10, mitochondrial-like. The record is from RefSeq and is a predicted model, not a curated record. Bases 48 to 1220 code for a protein of 390 amino acids. The transcript is spliced from 10 exons. Gene Ontology annotation, cellular component: cytoplasm. Lineage: Eukaryota; Metazoa; Arthropoda; Insecta; Siphonaptera; Pulicidae. Gene Ontology annotation, biological process: mitochondrial electron transport, NADH to ubiquinone.